Messenger RNA from Colletotrichum paranaense, 699 nucleotides. RefSeq lists its product as uncharacterized. Lineage: Eukaryota; Fungi; Ascomycota; Sordariomycetes; Glomerellales; Glomerellaceae. The transcript has a single exon. Bases 1 to 699 code for a protein of 232 amino acids. The record is from RefSeq and is a predicted model, not a curated record.
AUGGACGCAGCGCAUCGCUUUACUUAUUUCGGAGCUUUGCCCCCAGAAUUACGACUGCAGAUAUGGACGGAAGCGCUUUCGGUGCCAUCCGUUUGGGCUGUGAAUCGUAAAGCAACCGCAACCAACAACGCCAACAAGAGCCAUCUGCCCCUCAUCAUGAACCAUGUUGGUCCGGCUCCCUAUCUAGCAGGCCUCGCUUGCAAGGAGUCGCGGCGGCUAAUGGAACAAUUAUACGCCAAGCCCAUACAUAGACCAACGCACUCGGCGGCAAGUAGUGCGAUUCAUUGGAUCGAUCUGCAAAAAACGGUCGUCUCACUCGGGGACUACCGGUCCGCGGGGGCUUUGUUGGAUGCAUUCACUUUCGAAGACUUGGCAAGAUUCCGCCAUGUCGUUCUACAGUCAUCACGGUUCUCUGAUAUGGCCAGGUUGUGCCAGCGCCUGGCCAACUCAUGUCCCGGGUUGUGCACGAUCAUCAUACACACGAAUCACGCUGGCUGCCUUUUCACCGACCUUCGUUGUGAACCCUUGACCCAAGACAUGGGUGCACUUUUUGUCAACAUCCUGGAGGACCCGGCCGCCGGCCUAGAUUGCAACCACUACGAUAUCAUCCACUUUCGCAGUCUGCUGCUGGGCUAUUUCGGCGACUCGCCUCCGACAUUGCAUUUCGCCUCCCCACCCGGAGCGACUCGCCAAGACUGA